CCCUCCUUUGCGUUUUCUUUCUAGUUGUUCGGUGCCUGAAAAACCCUUUACCCAUCAAGAAUCAAAGAAAACCAAGAACCCUCCACUCUCUCAAGCUUUGAAGCUAAAAGAGAAUUAUCAGCAAAAACAUUAAAGAUAAAGAGAGAUGCAAGAAUCUCAAGAAAGAGCAGAGUAUACUCUUGUUGCAAGGAAACCCAGUUUUGGUCUCCCAACUGGUUGUCCAAUCUGCUUGCCUCUUUUCAUCUACCUCAAAUUUUCUAACUUUCCAUUCCAUUUGGUUUUCAACAACACUUUCCCUGAUUCAGAUCAAAUUCCAUAUAUUGAAUCGGGCACUUACGUGGCCUACAAUGACGAGAAUGGUGGGGUAAUCCAAUGUUUAAAGGAAGAUGGCAUUGUUGCUUUGGACACUGACUUCAGCUCGCUCCCAGAAUGGAUAUCAAUGAAAGCGAUGGUUAGCACCUGGCUUGCAGAUGCAAUCAUGUAUGAACUCUGGGUGGGGUCUGAUGGAACCUCUGCCCGAACAAUUUAUCACUCUGGCCUCCCUUGGUUGAUAGGAAAGGCUCUAUUAAUGAAACAAGUGCACGUUGUUAAGCAGCGACUUGGGAUAACUAAAGAAAAUGUUGAGCGAAGGGAAGCAGAGAUCUACAAGAGAGCAAAAAUUGCAUAUGGAGCUUUGUCAACCACAAUAGGGGAUCACACAUUUCUUUUUGAAAGGCCAUCUAGUUUGGACGCAUAUUCCCUUGGGCAUGUCCUUUUCACUCUUCAAGCAUUUUCUGUGAGUCACUUUACCAAUUGUCUUCUGUGACCUGUGAGAGCUAAAUGCUGGCAUUUGUAUGGCUAGAACAUUUAGGUUAUAACAUGUAAUUACAUCACUGAUGCUAGCAAUGUUAGCCACCGGGAUAUCCUAAAUUAUGUUCUAGGCCUGCUAGAACUCUGGAGCACUUGGCAAUGAGAUUCUCCCAUUACUUAACAUAUUCUGCAUAUCCCUCUGCAGAACCAAUAGCAAAUUCAGUAAGCGAGCUGUUUGCAACUGACAUUCCUGCACAAAGUACCUUUAUGGGAAUUUCAGCCAUUUUCUCUGUAGUCAUUACAUCUUCUACUUCAUCAACCUCCACCAUUUCCAUACUUCUGCCUCAUUCAACUGACAACCCUGCUCCAACUCUCUUUGAACGGACUGGGACCCUGUGUGGAUCGCCUCUUAGCUGCUGUGCAUAGAUUAAACCCAUUCCAGCAGCAAAAAUAAAUACAUUGAAAUUCUAUGCUAUAAUCAUGGCCUUGAAAACUUGGGACGCUCAGAAUGCAUCAUUCAAAAAGUUAUGCAGAAGAUUUGAGAUGUACCCUGACUUCUUGGUUGAGUUUCUUCUCCCGGGCAUAUAAUCUGUCAAAUGUUGAUUGGUGACUACAUGAGAACAUGCAAGAAAUCAAAUUGGUGUUGCAAGAAAAAAACCUUUUUUUAAAUCAAAACGAUGAUGGUAACUAUCUAUGCAAUGCCUGUUGUGUCCGAAGACAGUACAGGACAAGACCUACCUCUUUUCUACCCACCUACCACCUCCCUCUUUCCAACCUCAACUUCCAAACCCAAAAAGAACAUCAUCAAACCCUAACUGAAAAGCUUUUAUCUCUGAUAAAACAAUGCAAAUCGAAAUAUAUGAAAUUUGUAAAUGCGUUUCAAGCUAAUAUGAUUUUUUUUUGUUCAACUAUCACUUCAUAUGUGUGCACAGAAUGGAGCUUCCAAUGAAGCAAUUGUACUAUUCAAUGGAAUGAGAGAGGCAGGUCCUGAUUGAAGUAUUGUCUGCAUGUUCCACAAUAGGGGCCCUUGAUUUAGGGAAAUGGGUUCAGACACAUGCAUCAGAAAGAGGUUUACAGCACGAUGUCUAUGUUGCGAGUGAAUUAAUUGAUAUGUAUGCAAAAUGUGGGAGCUUGGAUGAUGCACUCAGGGUUUUUGAGAGUAUGCCUCAUAAAAAUGAGGUCUCAUGGAAUGUCAUGAUUUCUGCUCUUGCUUUCCAUGGGAGGCCCUGGAAGCAUUAUCAUUAUUCAGACGCAUGUCAAAGGAUAAUGGCACUGUUCAGCCUAAUGACAUCCCUUUCAUAGGAGUCCUUUCUGCAUGUGUGCAUGCCGGAUUGGUUGAUGAGGGCUGCCAAUUGUUUGAAUCAAUGAAAUUGUCAUUUGGAUUGGUCCCAAAAGUCAAGCAUAUUCUUGCAUGGUUGAUCUUUGUGCGCGUGCAGGACUUCUGAACGAAGCUUGGGACUUAAUCAAGAAGAUGCCUGGGAAACGAGAUGAAAUUGUGUUGAGGUCAUUGCUUGGUGCCUGUUAGAGGCGUAGAAAUACAGAUGUUGGUGAAAGGGUCAUUCAAUUGUUUCCAGAGAUGUAAUUAUCUUAUCUAAGAUAUAUGAAAAUAUGAGAAGGUGGGAUGAUUCUGCAAAGAUGAGGCAGUGUGGUGUCUCUAAAACCCCUGGUUGUAGUUGGAUUGACGUUGGAGCUCGUGCUCAUGAAUUUCAUGCUGGUGGCAGCUUACAUCAUCAUUCGGAGAACAUAUAGCAAUUGCUGAAUGAGGAGAUGAAGAGAGAAGGUUACAUUCCAAAUAUCGGUUGCAUAUAGAGGUGGAAAAGUUGAAAACUUGGUGGCCUCUUUCAGCCAUUGACAGUGCAUUCGGAGGGAUUAUAUCUUCUGGUUAAUGACUACAGCCAAAAUGUUGAAUGGUAAGUUGUGUUCUUAAGAGCUUGAGCAAGGAUCUCUAUCUUGCAACUGUACAAAUGUAGUUUUCUAUGGUGAUUCAUCCUUUAGGGUGUGGGGUUCAUUCGUUGUUAAAGAAGAGGAAAGUGUUUUCCGGUGCUAAAAAGAGGAAAACACUUUCCUUUUGGAAAAAGGGUUGUGUUUUCCAUGUUUGAAACCACUUUCUUGGAAAUUGGUUUCUCGUAGUUUAUCAAACAUAGAAAAGUUGUUUCCAUGAGAGUGGUUUUCAUGAAACAAACAAGCCAGUUUAGUUUUUAAUGCUCCCUUCUUUGCUUUCUUAACUUUCUCGUUGUUGUGGCAAUUACAACUGGAAAUAUGAUAAAGCUAAAGGACAUGCUAGUGGAAGUGGAAGAGAAGAAAUGCAUUUUGAUUUGUCAGUGUUUUAAGCAAGUGGAAGUGGAGGUAAUUAAAGAUUCUAACAAGAGACUUAACUUUAUUUUCAUGUAUUCUUUCACCGGAUAUCUGUCCAUGUCUAAUUGGAUCUAUUAUUCUUGUAAUUCUCAUUUUUUAGUUUUUUUUAGAGGAAGUUUAAUUUUUUUCUUUUUACCUCCAUGUGAAAGCUAAGGUUUUCUAGUUUUCUGUACAUCACUUUUGGAACAUCCGAUACCUAGUCUAAGCGUAAUCAAAUGACUUUAAUCAAGCAUUGCAGCA
This is a messenger RNA of Populus nigra (black poplar), 3384 nucleotides long. RefSeq names its product mitochondrial outer membrane import complex protein METAXIN-like. The coding region runs from base 146 to 805 and encodes 219 amino acids. The transcript is spliced from 4 exons. The record is from RefSeq and is a predicted model, not a curated record. NCBI's taxonomy places the organism in Eukaryota, Viridiplantae, Streptophyta, Magnoliopsida, Malpighiales, Salicaceae.